Lasiosphaeria miniovina is the source of this 621-nucleotide messenger RNA. RefSeq lists its product as uncharacterized. Bases 1 to 621 code for a protein of 206 amino acids. The record is from RefSeq and is a predicted model, not a curated record. NCBI's taxonomy places the organism in Eukaryota, Fungi, Ascomycota, Sordariomycetes, Sordariales, Lasiosphaeriaceae. The transcript is spliced from 4 exons.
AUGGGCGACCCAGAUGGCCAGAGUCAACUCCGUGGCCGGCCUAAAGCCAGCGCCCUUGGCGCCCUUGAAAAGACCUCCCAAAAAGGGGCCUCCAAAAAAGCACAGACGAUAGCCGAACCCCGUGGACUUUCACCAUUCGACGCUGGGAGUCGUCGCUUCGUGAUCGUCAAGCCCACCGACGACAGAGCGCCCUCCAAGAAGGAGCCGUUUUUUAUUCGUACUAGAAUCUUGGCGAAUGGUUCAGAGACUUUAUUCCUGGAUCUGAAAGACCGAAGCCCGCAGGCCGAGCUGAAGGGGGUGCUUGGCAAUAUCAUUAACAUCAAUCUGGAUGUGCUCAAUGCUACAGUGGAAGUAAAGGUCCUUUUCCACUACAUCUACCUGCUACUACGCCAUCGGGACGGUAGAGGAGACGAAGACGAAGACGAAGACGAGGAAGAUGAGGACGAAGACGAGGGCGAGGAAGGUGAUCAAGACCAACAAACCAGCCAAGUCGAAGGAGAUGAGAGUCGCCAAGUCGAAGGAGACGAGAACGGCCGAGACGAACAAGACGAAGAGGAGCCACGAGACAAAGAGGAGCUACAAGACCGCAGGAGGUGCUCUCGGCAGACCUCCAAUUCCUGA